This is a messenger RNA of Ziziphus jujuba (common jujube), 2036 nucleotides long. RefSeq names its product pentatricopeptide repeat-containing protein At2g42920, chloroplastic. The transcript has a single exon. The record is from RefSeq and is a predicted model, not a curated record. Lineage: Eukaryota; Viridiplantae; Streptophyta; Magnoliopsida; Rosales; Rhamnaceae. Gene Ontology annotation, biological process: RNA modification. Gene Ontology annotation, molecular function: protein binding; RNA binding. Bases 149 to 1726 code for a protein of 525 amino acids.
AUGGUUGGGUGGAUAUUAGGCUGUGACCAUGGUUUAAAUUUCCUAAAGAUAGAUUCCCUGUUCUGCCCCUAUAUGCUACUUGCUAUCUUCCACAUAGAGGAUUGAACGGAAACUCAGCAAAACAGAGAAAACAAGGACCACAGAAAAAAUGAUACCAUGUUGUUGCUCACAAACUCCAUCAUCAACCUCCAUUUCCAAAUUCAUCUCAGACCAACCUUACCUCACCAUGUUAGAGAAACACUGCACCACCAUGACAGACCUCCAAAAGAUUCAUGCUCAGUUCAUCAAAAUUGGCCUUGCUAAAGACACUAUUGCUGCUAGCCGUUUACUGGCUUUUUGUGCCUCCCCUGCUGGAAACAUGGACUAUGCUUACAUGGUUUUCACACAAAUCCAAAAGCCAAACCUUUUCAUUUGGAAUACCAUCAUUAGAGGCUUUUCUCAAAGCUCAUCCCCUCAAAUUGCAAUCUCACUUUUCAUUGACAUGUUGGUAACUUCACCAAUCCAACCUCAGAGAUUGACUUACCCUUCAGUCUUUAAAGCUUAUUCUCAACUUGGUCAAGCUUGUUAUGGAGCUCAGCUUCAUGGGAGGGUAAUAAAAUUGGGGCUUGAAUGUGAUCCAUUCAUACGAAACACCAUCAUAUACAUGUAUGCAAAUUGUGGGUUUUUGAGUGAGGCAAGACUAGUUUUUGAUGAAGAUUUGGAGUAUGAUGUUGUUGCAUGGAAUUCUAUGAUUAUGGGCCUUUCUAAAUGUGGGGAAGUCGGUGAAUCCAGAAGGCUGUUUGAUAAAAUGCCAUUGAAAAAUUCAGUUUCCUGGAAUUCUAUGAUUAGUGGGUAUGUUAGGAAUGGGAUGUUUAUAGAGGCAUUGGAACUUUUUGGCAAAAUGCAGGAGGAGAGGAUUAAACCUAGUGAAUACACAAUGGUAAGCUUGUUGAAUGCUUGUGGUAGCUUAGGAGCAAUUAGGCAGGGGAAGUGGAUUCAUGACUACAUAAGGAAAAAUGGUAUUGAAUUAAAUGUCCUUGCUAUCACAGCAAUCAUAGACAUGUAUUGCAAGUGUGGAAGUAUCAAUGAAGCUCUUGAUGUUUUUGAGACAGCCACCCAAAAGGGUUUAUCCUGUUGGAAUUCCAUGAUCUUGGGACUAGCGAUGAAUGGUUGUGAGGAAGAAGCAACGGAACUGUUCUCGAGGCUUGAAUCUUCGAACCUCACACCAGAUGGAGUGAGUUUUAUUGGUGUUCUAACAGCUUGUAAACACACUGGCAUGGUGGAUAAAGCAAAGGAUUACUUUUCAAUAAUGAAGGAACUAUAUAAGAUCAACCCAUCAAUAAGACAUUAUAGUUGCAUGGUUGAUGUGCUAGGCCAAGCUGGAAGGCUUGAAGAAGCAGAACAUCUCAUCGAAACAAUGCCUAUAAACCCAGAUGCUAUUAUUUGGGGAUCUUUACUCUCAGCAUGUAAGAAGCAUGGAAACAUUGAAAUGGCUAGACGAGCCGCAAAGCACAUGCUCGAAUUGGAUCCGAGUGAGAGCUGUGCACAUGUGCUUAUGUCAGGUGUUUAUGCCGAUUCUAAACAAUUCGAGGAAGCAACAAUGGAAAGACUUUCCAUGAAAGAGAAAAGAAUUAAGAAGGAACCAGGAUGUAGUUUGAUUGAAGUGGAUGGGGAAGUUCAUGAGUUCGUAGCUGCUGAAAGGCUACAUCAUAGAGCACACGAGAUCUACUCACUACUGAAUGACUAAUGAUUAACAUUGCAAGGUUAAGAUAGUUUAUAUCAAACUCGUUCUUUGUAAAACAAAAAAUGCGUCUCAUGGAUAUUUGGGGAAAGUCAGACUUGUUAACUCUUUCGUAGGCGAAAAUUGCAUGUUUAUGAUUUUCCAUCUAUAUGCACUCUGAAGUGAACUCCUGAGAGUUCCAGAAUCUUAACGAGUAUCUUGAAAACUAAUACUUUUACAUCGAUUACAUAAUUUAGUUAGUUAACCUGAAAAACGAAGGGGCAGAGAAAAAAAAAAAAAAAGAAAAAAAAAAAAGAAAGAUAUAUGAUUGAGGAAA